AUGGAGAACUGCGACAAUGGCCGCUGCGUCUUCCCCUUGACAAGUUUGCAAAUUGGGGAUUUGCAGUCCUAUCUAUCACACUGGUCCAUUUACCUAGCCCCUGAGAGUAAGAAAUUCUAUAUCUUAGUGGACAACCGGCCAUGGUUGCAAGAUCUCAUCUCCCACCCGGCACACUUAUGGCAAUUGAUGGUCACUAAGUCCAGAAUGUCCCCCUUUGCAAAUACCAGAGGGCAGAAGGAUAAAAGAGAGGCUGAAGAUAUCCAAACUAAAGCAGAACCAAAUUCAAGUAAUUCAGAAGCAGUCAAAAAAUGGUUUUCUCUGGUUGAUGCUGCAACCUCAUCUAGUACAAGCGCCUUAUCACCUGUGAAGAAAUUUAGGAUUUCUUUUUUAAAUAGCAACCUGAAUAGGACGUUAUAUGGCUUCAUUGUAUUUGAAGUUGCAUGGAGUGAUGUUCGUGGUAUAAACUAUUUUAAUGAACUUCAGACAGAUACCACAUUUGCUUUAGAGGCUAAAUUCAUGAGAAGAUGGGAAUUUGAUAGUAUGGCACAAGCAGCUAGAUGUAUAAGUUCAUGGUUCUCUGGAACAGAUGAUGAGAGGAGUACUUUGCUAGAAUAUUUGGACCCUACAAUUGGAGAGGCAUUUUUUGAUGCUGAAGUAAAAUUUUCAAGUACUAGUGUUGCAGAUGGCAAUGAUCCUACUAUUGAUGAUUUAUUAUAUAAUGAUAAUAAAUAUGCUGCUCUCACUCCAAGUAAAAGUUUCCGCAGUAUGCACCCAGAAACCAUAACAACCAGCAAAACUUCAAGUUGUAGACCAUAUAUAGGUAGUGGACUUUAUAAGAGAAGAAAGUCUAUUAGCAACGGGGACAUGUUUUCUGAAGAUUCUUGCAGUAGUACAACUGGAGAACCACAACAUUCUCCGAAGUCCUGCUCAUCUGAGUGUGAGAAUGAUGUAGUUGAAGCUACCAAGCUCAAGGAUAUUUUGAUUUUGUUUCGGUUUAAUGAUCGUGAUCUCCCCUUUAAAUUAAGGGACACUAUUAUGUCUGAUCUGCGGUUGCUUACACUGUUGGAAUGUGGGCUGCCAGCAUGGGUGAUCUUCCUUCAGUCCUACCCAGGACUUUGCCAUAUUUAUCGCCCAUGGAUGUGCCCCCUAGCCAGAUUUUUAUAUGUACUUAUCUCAAUCGUUACUGUCCUUAUAGGAUUUUACGAUCUGUACAAAAAUGUACCACUCGUCAAAGCAACUGCAUCUCAUUUGUUUGGACCCUUCUUUGAUUGGAUAGAAACAUGGGAAAUGAUAUCAAGAAUUAGGUACCUGGGGACAAUGUUAUUUCUUCACAAUUUUCAGAAGGCACUUAAGUGUUUCCUAUCAGCAACACGUGCUAUUCGGUCAUGUUUGUCAUUUGUCACACAGCCAUUUGCAGGACCAUUUUUUGAGUUAAUGGAAUUAUUCCUUCCUCUCUGGAGCUUGUGUGCACAGUUAGCAGAGAGUUUAUUUUCAAUAAUAUGGUUAAUUUUGGAGACUUCUUGGAAUCUGGCAGGAGACUUUAUUGAGAUUCUGCUAUUGCCAUUGUGGUGUCUCCUUUCAGUUUUCAUGAGAAUUGUGACAUCUGUAUUAUACCCUAUAUUUUGGAUAUUCUGGGGAACACUCUAUACUCCCAUUCGCUUGGUCAUGGGUUGCUCUGGUGUUAUUGCCCGUGUAUUCAGCGCUAUAUCUGAAGUGAUUCAUGACACGUGGGAAUUUUCAAGUGGCAUUCUCCGACUCACUUCAGAGGUGGAGUCAACAGUAACUGCAGCUGAGGUUUCCAUGUGGCGUGCUCUUUGGAAUGACCUUUUCUCCCAGGUUUUCCGUGCUCUUCGAAGCAUACUUAAUGGUUUUGUUGCCUUCUUCACGGCCUGCAACAGGCAUAGCCUAAGUAUAUAUAAUCAUACAAAAGAGUUCAUUCAAAAGCAAUUUCAACCCGCUGAGAGGGGACAGCUUACAGUCUACACUGGCAGUGAACAACUAUCAGUAAUACAGAAGAAGCUGAAAAUCGCAAAAAAGGGGAGCGGGGGAUGGGAAGGUGGUAAGAUGUCAAUAAGUAGACAAGGCAAGCAAGCUUAG
Ipomoea nil (Japanese morning glory) is the source of this 2097-nucleotide messenger RNA. RefSeq lists its product as uncharacterized. NCBI's taxonomy places the organism in Eukaryota, Viridiplantae, Streptophyta, Magnoliopsida, Solanales, Convolvulaceae. Bases 1 to 2097 code for a protein of 698 amino acids. The transcript is spliced from 9 exons. The record is from RefSeq and is a predicted model, not a curated record.